AUGGCUUCAAUUAAAUACUAUGCAGCUUAUUCUCUAUUUAAUUUAUUAAUUAUUAUUUUUAUUCCUAAUUGGGCAUUAACACAGACAAAUAAUUCAACAUGUCCAAAGAAUCCAAAUUCAGUUUGUACUGCUUUACCUUUUAAUAUUAGUAAUCCACCUGAUGUUUGGCUUAAUGUACCUAAAUUAAGCGUUGAUGAAAUUUCAUUAGUUGUAGAAGAUCUUAAAGCACAUGUAAGUCUUGCAGCUAAUGUUGCUAAUUUAGUUUCUCUCAAUGCUGGUGUUGAUGUAUCUAUUGAUAAAGUUAAUUUAACAAUCUUAGGUGUUAAAGCUCAAGUUCAAUUAGCUGUAUAUCUUGAUAAUGUUGCUAAAAUUGUUACACGAACAAUGGCUUCACUUGAUCUUAAUCCAUUACUUACAACAAUUAUUAAUGGUGUUUUUCGAACAAUUGAUAAUUUACUUUUUACACUUACACAAAAUGGACAACUUAUUCAUCAAAUUAUUGAUAAUACUGGUAAGAUUAUUAAUUUAGUAUUGGGUGCUGCAGGAGAAAUUCGUUCAUCAGUUGAUGUUGGUGAUUAUCUACAAAAUAUGACAUUUACUGGUGUUACACAAACGUUAGAAAAUGGAAAUAUUAUUAAACAAUAUACUUAUCCACCACCAGUCGGUUCAUCUCAAAUAGAUAAUAGACUUGUCAAUAUAGUUUUUAAUUCACUUGGUCAGGUCUUAGGUACAACUGUCGUUAAUCCUGUAUCAACACCAACAACUACUACCGCCAGUAGUACAACAGCUGUUACUACUACAACAUAA
Molecule: messenger RNA, 807 nt
Organism: Rotaria sordida
Lineage: Eukaryota; Metazoa; Rotifera; Eurotatoria; Philodinida; Philodinidae
Source: the annotation of a GenBank genome assembly